CCCAACGCGAUAACCAGCACUGGUUGUUAAUGUUAGUAAAGAAAAACAAUUAGGGUAAAAAAUAAAAGAAUUGGCGCACUUUUGGCAAACAAAACUAAGCAAUAUAAAAAUAGCUAAGCAAUCAGCAAGGUAAAUGGCAGAGGUCACCAACAAAUGCUAAAUGCAUGGAAGCAGUGCAAACGAAGAACAGUUUUGGCUUGUAAACGACUUCAGCACUAGAGUUGUGGUAUAUCCUGGUUUAACAAUGACGACCACAACACCCACCCUGCAAACGCGCAUUGCACUUGCUGAGAUUCCUGAUCGCUUGGAGGCGCUCCGAGUGGGCGUAACGCAUACACCGACAAAUGCUCGCCGCCCACCUGAUGAGCCCACGCCAGCCACAACAGCCAACACUCCCACGGGAACAGCCAACGGUGGCCUGGGACUGCGUGUGGACAACGAUAUGAAUGUGGCUCAGGCGCAGGACUUUAGCUUCUCACCACUGCCAUCGCCAGAUGAAUUGAUUAUACGCCAGCGCGGGCGUCGCCGUUUCACCACAACCUUCUCGCCAGACAAUUGCGGCAUUGCAGCCGGCAGCAGCAGCACGAAUGCUGUGCGUAGUCCCUUCCAGCGCACACCCACCAAAAAUCUACAAUUAACCAGCGGCAUGAUACUGCGCAGCUCGCCGCGUAAACGUCUAACUAUGGGCAGCACACCACCUGAGCCAAUGGCCAUGGAUACAUAUUCGCCCCUUAAAUUGAGCAGCACCAAGCAACAGCUCUGGCCAGGUACGCCGAUUGUCAAGAAACUAAAAAUGGACGAUCACCCAGUGGCGCAGAGCAAUAGCGAUGUGCCGCUGCCAACGCUGCUGCAGGGUCUCUCACAGCAGCAGCUCAUCGAUAUAAUCAUGUGCAAUAUUAAGCAAGACACAGUGACGGCCACACAAAGCGCUGAGGAACAAAUACGCACACAACUGCCCACACCAGACAUAAGUUUGUUGGAGCAGGAGUUACACUAUGCCAAGCGAUUAAUCUUCAAAUCACUGCCUACCUCGCGCCUGUGCAAGAAAACAGACGCCGCUGCCUACUCCAAGGCAGCCAUACACCUGCACGAAUUCAAGCGCUUGCUUCAGACACAAGCCAAGCGCUUGCACGACUCCACGCACUGGGAUGCGCUGAUAGAUUAUGUAAACAUGGCCUGGCAAUGUGUGGCCAGCACGCCCAACUGGGAAAGCAAUUCGCACAAUGCUGUGCGACGUCAAUGUUUCAAAUUGUUGGCCUGCUCCUGCUAUGCAGCAAUCAAGAACGGCGGCAUACGGCUGGGACAGACACGACUGGAGGCUCUGGAACGCAAUCUGCGCGAGUGGUCCAAGGACUAUGAGGAUGUGCUGUCCUGUGUGAAUGUGCUGCAGCGCACGCUGAACAAUCGUACCAGCUUAUAGAACUCUGCAAGUUGGUUAGACUACUACGCAUAGAAUUAGGACCGACUUGCUGAGCUUGAGGUUUAGUGGACCGUUUUAGCAUUUAAGCCAAUCAUAUUUGCCAUGUUUUUAAUGACUCCAUGAGCAACAACGAGCAACAUUUACACUUUUAAUUCUGUUUAUGCACUACGUGUUGUUUAUUUGUACGCUUAAUUUGUAAUUUUACUGCAUGCAAACGAUCACAAAACAAUCUAUGUAAUAUUUUUAAGCUAUAGUACGAAUGAAAC
Molecule: messenger RNA, 1686 nt
Organism: Drosophila busckii
Lineage: Eukaryota; Metazoa; Arthropoda; Insecta; Diptera; Drosophilidae
Exons: 3
Coding region: 161-1420 (419 amino acids)
Biological process (GO): nuclear protein quality control by the ubiquitin-proteasome system; proteasome localization
Cellular component (GO): nucleus
Source: RefSeq, a predicted model, not a curated record